AUGCGUGGAAAGGAAGCUUCUGCAGUCCUCGGCCUAUUAGCCCUGGUCAUUCCAGGGACAAAUGCCGCCACUACUCUUUCACAAUGUUGCAGCUUACUCAGUCAACUAUACCCUGAGAAUAUCUUCAUACAAAGCUCUUCAACCUAUGACUACGAGAACCAUCAUUUUUGGUCAGCAACUGAGGUUCUCGAUCCUCGGUGUGUCUUUCUACCCGACACAAUUCAAAAAGUAGCCGAUGCAGUGGCUCUUUUUGCUGAACAUGAAUGUCAAUUUGCUAUCAAAGGAGGCGGCCAUAGUGCCAUUCCUGGGGCGGCCAAUAUUCAUGACGGGAUUCUCAUGCCUAUGGAACGCAUCGAUACAUUAGAGGUAAAUUUUGCAGACGACUACAUACGAGUCGGAGCAGGUGCAACUCUAGGCUCAGUUUACGCGGCCCUUGAUCCGCACAAUAAAUCAGCCGUCAUUGGAAGAUAUCGGAAAGUUGGACUUGGUCUAGCAUUGGGUGCAGGAUUCUCAUAUUUUUCAAAUCGGGAUGGGCUUGCCAUUGAUAACGUACUUCGAUACGAGGUAGUCUUAGCCAACGGAACUGUGGUUCUCGCUGACCUCGACAAUCACCCUGAUCUCUUCUGGGCUCUCAAAGGGGGAAACAACAACUUUGGUGUUGUCACUCACUUCAAUCUGAGAAUAUUUGACACUCCUGGACGCGUCCUUGGAGGUCUAAUGUACUACCCCGAAUCCUCCCUCGAUGAGCUCGCCGAUGUCAUCUAUGAUCAUCAUGUUCACCAGGCCGUAGACGACGUUCUAACGCAUACGCUGCCCCAAUACGGCUUCGAUGGUGCGACAAACACGACUAUAAAUUUCUCUCCAGUAGUCUAUAAUGCCGAUGUGCACGAGUUACCCGAGAUCAUGCAAGGCUGGAAUGCAACACCACAUUACAAGAGCACGGUACAUAACCGUGUUUACACGGACCUUGCCAACGAACUCAAUGAUGGCUUCCCAGAUGGUCAAUUCCAAGUACAGCGCAUCAUGACAGUCUAUGCGGAUCGUGAUCUGUACAAGGAUAUAUGGUGGGAAUACCGCAAAUGGAUGCAGAAAUAUCGCGACGUACCAGGUUUCUAUGGCUUGCAUUGCAAUAUGCCUAUAACUCCUCGACAAAUUGAGCAAGGCAUGCUCAGAGGUGGCAACGCCCUAGGCCUGGAGGGGGCCGGAAACCAGACUCUUGGAGUACUAUAUUUUGGCGUCACUCUCACGGCCGAAUCAGACGUCCAGCGAGUCUUUGAAGCACAUGACGAAUUUGUCCAAAACAUGCAAAAGCUUGCCAAGUCGAGAGGUUUAUUACAUCCAUAUCUUAUGCUUCCGUAUUCGGGCUGGAAUCAACCCGUAAUACAAAGCUACGGUAAAGAACGCUUGUCUAAGCUGUGGCAAGUCCAGAAAGCGUAUGAUCCGACACAUGUCUUCCAGCGUCUCGUUCCUGGUGGUCAAAAAUUACCAAGCCCGGGAGAAGUAUCCUUUGUAGAGGCUGCGAAUGAGUUUCAGCAAGGAUUAAUGCAAAGUCUCCUUCAAUUUCCAGCAGAGUUCGUAUUACCACUCGGGUCACUUACAAGCCUAUACCAGAGAAUGAAAGCCUGUCUCGUAUCUCGAUAAAUCUGGACAGCACUCAUACUGGCUUCUUCCACCUCCAACAAUGAGCUAAACCUUCAAGUACGCAAUGCUGUAUGGUUGACACCCCAAUAUUCUUGUUUGCCAAAGGCACCAAAACUGACAGUUGACAACUGUGAUCCGAAAAAAAUCCUGGACUUGCCAUGGGAAGCCAUCAUAUCAAAACCGUCAUUUCUGGGAUAACUAAUUCUGUGAAUCUCGCGAUGACUGAUCAGAACUUAUAGUCCAAUUGCUCUUCUGCCUUUUUUCUUGGCCCAUGUGUUUUAGGAGUUUGCAGCAAGUUUCGUUUGGAUACUGUAAAAAAUAAAUGGAUUAAUUUUUUUUUCCGUAUGAUGCCGUUGCGUAGUCAGCUUCCAUUCCGACGGAUUCGGGUUGAGUCUACCGACUUGCAAAAGACGUGUGUAGUCUUGUAGAGACGACCG
Molecule: messenger RNA, 2078 nt
Organism: Talaromyces stipitatus ATCC 10500
Lineage: Eukaryota; Fungi; Ascomycota; Eurotiomycetes; Eurotiales; Trichocomaceae
Exons: 6
Coding region: 1-1641 (546 amino acids)
Molecular function (GO): FAD binding
Source: RefSeq, a predicted model, not a curated record